AUGCAUCUGGUGGUCAAGGCUCUCGUGGCGGCGUUUCUGGUGGUCAAUGCCAAGAACAUCACCUUUUCGUGGCACAUUCGCUUCUUCUACUACUUUUACCGGUACUGUGUGCUUCCCAAAUGGCUGGGGUACGGUGUCAAGGAUAAGCCCGCGUCUCCGUUUGCAGAGCGGCGAUAUGACACGCGGUGCACGCUGAUGGAGUGCGACAUCAACGUACACAAGAGCAACUCGACCUAUUUUGCCGAUCUGGACAUUGCUCGAAGUGAUCUCAUGAUCUGGCUGCUCAACAAGUUCCUGCGAGACACCCACAAGGCCAACGGACGAUGGGCCUAUGUUCCGGUGGGCUCUGUAUACUGUAACUUCAAGAAGGAGAUCAAGCCGCUGCAAAGGUACACAAUUGUGUCGCGAGUUCUGGGCUGGAACCAGAAGUGGCUGAUUGUGGAGUCUCGGUUUGAGAUUGGAUCCAAGAAGAGCCCGGUCGUGGCUGCCACUGCGCUGACCAAGUACGUGGUCAAGGACAAGAGAAAGACCAUUCCUCCUUCCGAGGCGUUCAAGAUGACUGGAUUCAGUGAAGGUCAGUGUGCUGAGGGCCUCGUGCGGUUUGAGAAGAUGCAGAGCUUUAUGGAUGUGGAGGCGAUCGAGGUUCAGGGAGAGUAA
Messenger RNA from Yarrowia lipolytica CLIB122, 657 nucleotides. RefSeq lists its product as uncharacterized. NCBI's taxonomy places the organism in Eukaryota, Fungi, Ascomycota, Dipodascomycetes, Dipodascales. The record is from RefSeq and is a predicted model, not a curated record.